UCAAAAUUGGACAACAACCCUCUCCUUAAAACUGGUUUCAGUAAUUGACACCUUUUUCGAAGAAAAACUUUGCAAAACUGAGAGAUAUUCGUUUUCUUAAGUGAAAUUAAGUACAGAAUCGGCGGUUAAGGAUGGGCUCUGAAACAUUUUCUUACACCAUGGAAGCUCGAAAGUGUAGCAGCAGUUUGCAGGCGGCAGUCUAAGAGGAUGCUGCGCUUCCUAGCUACCAACAAGAGUAAAGCUGUGAAGAAUGGGUGGUGCUGGUGUUGGCAGAAAUGUCAGAGAGCUAGCUAGACUAGUUAUAUUAGUUGAGGGGGAAAGGCAUUCAAACAUUUUUCUCAGAGUUUGAGAAAUUGUUUGUGUGGAAUUUGGAGGACAUUUUGAUAGUAAACUAUACAGUAUUAAAAAAGAACCAAGAAGCCGAUGGACUGCAGAGAAAAAGUGCUGUGUGGGACUGGGGAGGUGGAGCUGGACCCAAACAUUGUCAGUGAGGAGGCAGGAAAACUUUAUGCAGAACUUCAAACUGUUAUUGAGACCUAUGGGGAAGGUGUGGUGGAGUCCCUGGUGCCCACAUUCGUGUGGGUCCUGGAGGGGCUGGCCAACUGUAAAAACCAGCUGAGGGAAAGGGAGGAGGAGGCAGAGAGGGAGAAAGCCGAGCGAGAGGAGCUGCUGGAGAGAUACCAAGCAGAGAAAGCUCUGAGGAAAGAAAGUCAGGAGAAAUAUCUAGAAUUGGAUGACCAGUUCGAACAAGAGAGGAGAGCCAUGAGGGGGAGGGAGAAGGAGAGGGAGAUGCGAGAGAGAGCUCUGGAGAAGAAGGCAAGACAGCAGGCUGAUCAAGUGGUGGCCUUGGAGGAGCAAAAGGCAAACCUUUCUAGAGAGCUGAGUACACUGAGAAAUGCUCACAACAAGGUCAGAUACUCUUUUGCAGCCCAUACUGCUAUUCAGUCAAAUGGGGUUAGAAAUAAUGGUGUGCCACAUUUUUUCAGAGUCUUAUAUGUAUAUUCAUAUCCAUUGUUUGCGCUCUGAGCUGGUUGUAGCUAACUGUUGUUUCUUGCUGUUUUGUCUCAGAUUGUUCAGAGACCACAUUCAAACUCUGGCCCACCUGUUCUUGAAGCUUUAGUGACUAAGGAAGAAAAAGUAAUUGAUUUUACUGUAAAACCUGCUACGGAUCAGUUUGUCAUCGACAUAAUAAGCUCAACACCUGAGCUGACACAGUUUCACGGCUGUGUAAAAGCAAGCACCCCUGCAAAAUCUCAAACCGACGAGACUCUGAAAGAUGAAGUAGAGAGGAGCCUGGUGGAUGAGAUGGGGAACCUGGAUGAGCUUCAGGUGGUAGAGAUAAAGAGAGAAGAAAAGGAGGAAAAGAACCAGGAGGAGGAGGAAAAAGGGGACGAGAUGGAUGAGGAGGACAGCGUGGAGUGGGACCUCCGCAACACAGACUCUGUGUUCUCCGAACUGUCAGAACUGAGUCGAGAUUAUUUAGAGAGCGUUGACCAAGGCGCCAGCAUUAGAGGCAGUGGCGAUCAGUUUGAGGAGAUUCUUUUCCAGUUUGAGGAAUUGAAAGUCCUCUAUGAGUCAGUUGAAGCUGCUCGUAAGGCUCUGAUAUCCCGGGUGGUCGAGCUGACUGACGAUCGCUCUGCCCUCAACCUGGAAGUGGCGACACUUCAGGAAACGGUGGCACAUGUGGAGGGACGGCUGAAGGAGAAGGAGGAGGAAAUCAGGAGACUCAGGACAGAGCUGGACAGGUGCCAGCCUGAGGAUGCUGAUGCUAGUGUGCCCACAUCCAUGCGUCCCUUCUCUCGCUCCGAAAUGGCCCGUGUGGUCAUGGAGAAGAACCAGUAUAAGCAGCGUCUGUUUGAGCUACAGGAGGCUCUGAGACACAGUCAGACAAUCAGAGCAACAAAAGUGGAGAAGCUUACAGAGGAGAGAAGAUCCAGUGUUUGGAAAAAGUUCAACCGCUUGUUUGGCCUCACCAAGCAGCCACUGGUACCUCCUCCCACUUCUAAAUUUGUCCAACCAGCUUCCUCGUCACUUAACCGCUCCCCUCUGGGGUCUCCACUGCUACCAACCAUUAACAAAACCCAGGCUGAAUCCACUGCUCCUGCUGGUGUUUCACCACGUGCGCGAAGGAGGGAACUGUACAGAGACAUCCGCUCCAACGUUUGGGAAAGCCUAGGAAAGCGGCACAUACACGGCUGGAGCUUGCCACUGGCAAACACUAGGGAGUCAGGUGAGCCUGUAUCAGAGCCUAAAGAUGUACCUGUUCUGAUCCAACUCAGACUCUUGGACCAAAGAGACUCCACCGCUAAGCUCAAUUGCGCUGUUGCAGUCACUCCUGAUAUCUCUGGAGAAGCCACAUGUUCUGUUUGGGUUGUUUCGGGUCCUGCAUCCUGCAGUGAAAUCACAGUGAUUGACCCAGCACGGUCCAACACAGUACUGGACCAUUUCAGCCUCCCUCCCACUGCCCCCGUCCUCUGCAUCUGUGCCGUGCCCCCCAUAGAAGACACAGCAGGAACUGUGUGGAUUGGAACACAGGAAGGAAGUAUCCAAAUAUAUCUUGCUUCGGCAAACCGAAGGCGCUGUGUACAAACUGUGUCUCUCUUAGAGGGUGUAUAUUCACUCACGUUCUCCAACAAUCAGGUUAUUGCCGGAUUAGCUGAUGGUAGUCUGGCAUUUUUUUCUCAAACUGCAGAUGGAUGGAAUCUGCAACCUCACUCUGUGAUGCCUCUUGGAGCAAAUCCUCUGCAGCCCAUCCGCUGCUGCCUCGCAAAAGGUGCUCGUCUAUGGGUUGGAUACUGGAAUAAAGUCCAUAUUGUAGACACUGAAAAUAAGAAAGUAGAGCAAGUCUUUUCCGUAUCAGAGUGCAUGGAACAGCAGGUGCGUUUCCUGUGUGCUGGGGGGAGUGGAGUUUGGACGUCCUGCAGACUUGACCCAGUUAUAAGACUGUUUGAUUGGUCAACUGGACGGCCACUGCAAGAAGUUGACUUUACAUCUUUGGUUACUAAAACAUUAGGCCAGUCCUACUUGACACUCUCACCACUCCAGAUUUCCUCCCUCUCCAUCAUCUCUGGUCGUCUCUGGGUGGGCACCGGGGGCGGUGCCAUUUUCUCCAUCCCCCUGUCAAUAACAUCAGAGGAAGUUUCCAUCCCGUACUGUUCCACUGCAUCAGCCCAGCUCUCUUACCAUGGACACAGACAAGCUGUCCAAUUCAUCAUUCCUGCACCUGGCUGUUUGAUCACCUCUCCUGACAGCAGCCAUGUAACUACUGCUCUGCACAUCCUCAGUGGAGGGGAGGGCUACAUUAAUUUCCGAAUUGGAGAUGAUGCAAGCGAUGAAUCGAAUGAGGUGUCUCAGACGACACCACAGCGGUCUGAACGUAGUCACAUGAUCAUCUGGCAGAUUCCAACCCCCUCAGUGCCCAGCCCUGCUCUCUGACUGUUCAGCUCACAAAUCGCCGUUUGAUGGAUGAGGUGAAAGAGACAUUUACAGUACCAGAAGGGACAAUAGUGGAACUAAAUGAACAAAAAUCCAACUGUGGCAACAAUAAAAGGAUGUUUUCAGAUACGUAUUCUAUAUUUUUACAUCCUAUACCUUGCUUGUUUCCUUUGCUUUGAUUAUUGUGUUUGCCUCUAUAUGUUUUUUUUUCGUUAUGGUCAGUUAUCAGCUUAAUAUGUUGUAUCCAUCUGAUGGACUUUUGCACAAACAAUGAUCCUGCAGAUCUUUGGUUUUCUUCAUCAGAGAAAAAUCCUCCAUCUGUUGAUGAUCACGCUGAACUUGAUGUGGUUGCUGUUAAAGGUGCUGUCUUCAUAACUUUAACAACAUACUGGAAACGGGUUUACUUCUUUAAGCACAAAGACAAUCAAUUCAUACUAUUUUAGAUGCUGCAUUCAAACUGGGGAUUUAAAGUACGGUGUCUAUUCUACAUGUGAUGGAAUUAGUAUUAGCUUUAAUCCCAGUACUCUUAGGUUUUCCUGCAGUGGUUCAAACCUGCACAAAACCUAAUAAAUGUCUCUGUAAAAUGUCUUUUUGAAUCUCUUCUCAAAAAUUAUUUAUUUAUCUUAGAUUUUUGCCUAAUAAUAAAAAUGUGUAAUGUCUAAAAGUUUCUCUUAAAUCAGGAAGAGAUACUCUUUAAUGUUUAUGUAUAGUAUUCAUGUGGCAUUACAAGUUUGAGCAAGUGUGUCAGUCACAGAGGCCUCUUACUUUUCUUGGAAAGACUUAAGUUUGUGUUCUCAAUAAACCUUAUACAGAU
Cyprinodon variegatus (sheepshead minnow) is the source of this 4249-nucleotide messenger RNA. Its product is annotated as C-Jun-amino-terminal kinase-interacting protein 3-like. The record is from RefSeq and is a predicted model, not a curated record. The transcript has 26 exons. Gene Ontology annotation, cellular component: cytoplasm. Gene Ontology annotation, molecular function: MAP kinase scaffold activity; JUN kinase binding; signaling receptor complex adaptor activity. NCBI's taxonomy places the organism in Eukaryota, Metazoa, Chordata, Actinopteri, Cyprinodontiformes, Cyprinodontidae. Gene Ontology annotation, biological process: vesicle-mediated transport.